AUGCCAGUCUAUCACAUCGUCCUCUUCCGUCUCAAAUCUGGUGUCACCCCGGCCCAGAUCGCGACCUGGAAGGAGACAUGCCAGGGAAUGGUGGGGAAGAUUCCCGGACUGCUGUCGCUGCAGAACGGUCCCCCGCUGCCAAUUUCGAUUCCCCGCGCCCACGGCUUCGAUAUGGGACUUGUUGCUGUUUUGGAGACGCCUGAGCAUGUGGCUACCUAUGCGGUACACCCUGCUCACUUGGAGGUUCAUAAAAUGCGCGAGGAGUUGUGCGAUGAUACUUUGGCCUAUGAUCUAGAGUUCUAG
Molecule: messenger RNA, 303 nt
Organism: Penicillium roqueforti
Lineage: Eukaryota; Fungi; Ascomycota; Eurotiomycetes; Eurotiales; Aspergillaceae
Product: Dabb family protein
Exons: 4
Coding region: 1-303 (100 amino acids)
Source: RefSeq, a predicted model, not a curated record